CUACAGAGAAAGUACAUCAGAUCAUUGCAAGAACAGCUAUGUUUGCAAGCAGACAUGGCGGACAAUCAGAGAUUGUUUUGCGGGUCAAACAAGGAGACAACCCUACGUUUGGCUUCUUGAUGCCCGAUCAUCCACUUCACCCAUACUUUAGAUUUCUUGUUGAUCACCAAGAACCUUUGAGCAGCAACUCCGUAGAUGAAGAGAGCAAAACUGACAGUACACUUGAUCAGGCAGGUAGUGUUAAAGGAGGAGGUGCAUUAUCUUUGCUUGGUACUGUAUACGGUUCUGGAGAAGAUGAGGAAGGUGCAAUGGGGAAUGCUACUGAGCUUAAGGGAAAGGAAUCUGUUGGAGCUGAUGUUGCUAUUAAUAAAACAUCAACAGAUGGAUCGGAGCAGAAAGCAUCUUCUUUAGGUGUCAAUGGGAAAGAUGAGACAGUUGCAAAGCAUUCAGCUUCUUUAAAGGAAAAGGCUUCUCUGAUAAAAAGAAAUCUUUCGAUAACAACAGUUAAGACUGGAACAACAACAGGGGUGAAGAAAGAAAGUGAUACCUCUGCUACUGAGAAGUCACGAGCCUCUUCUUCGUCGACCACAUCAAAGGUUGACUUGCCUGUUGUGGAGCCUUCAUCUGAUUUAAAGAGAGUGGUUGAUAAGAUUGUUGAGUUCAUUCUGAAAAAUGGUAGACAGUUUGAAGCAAUUCUGGUUGAACAAGAUGUUAAGCAUGGGAGGUUUCCAUUCCUGUUGCCAUCCAAUCUUUAUCAUCCUUAUUAUUUAAAAGUUCUUCAAAAAGCUGAAAAGUCAAAGUUACAUUGUAAAGGAUUCAUUUCUGAGAAGCAUGGUUCAUCUGGCCUUGGGGUGGAAAAGAAAGCUGCUCCAUCUCAAGAAAGUGAUAGUGUGUCUGUUGGAUCUGACAUACCGUAUGAAUCUGAGAGGAAAGAGAAGUUUAAAAUGGUAAUCAGCAAAUCAAAGAAGGAUGGACAAGAUCCACCUUCCAAAGCUACCCAGCCGCAAAUUGGAGUUAGUGUGGAUGCAGCUGCUGCUGCUGCUAUUCUUCAGGCUGCCACAAGAGGCAUUAAGAAUCCAAAUUUAGAAAUUCUUUCAAAGACAUCAUUAAAUGUUAGCAGCCAGGCCUCUAGUGGUGAGGGUGGGCAUGUCCCAAGUUUCGGUAGAAAUUCUGGUCCUGUUGCCAAUGUUAUUGCAAAGACGGCAGCUAUUGCAGCUGCAAGUGAGGCUGAUUCGUCUGAGGCAUGCUUGACAAAAGAAGAGAAGUUGAAAGCUGAGAGAUUGAAACGGGCAAAGAUGUUUGCAGCCAUGAUAAAAAGUGGUGCUGCACCACUUAAAACUGAAACAUUGCGAGGCUUAUCUGCUGAACCACCAGAGUCAGGGGUUUCUGGUUCAGGUAUGGAGGGUGGAAAUCUUUCCAGAAAAGAAAGGGAAGGCAGCUCAGUUGCAUUGGAUGUGAAUACUUAUGAUAAAAAUGAAAAGCAUGAAAAGAUAUAUUCUGGUAUUGAUCAUAAUGAACGGCGAUCAAAGAGGAAGUACCGUUCCAGAUCAAAAAGACAUGAAGAGGAUAGCAGACAGGAGGAGGAGGAAGAAGAAGAAGAAAAGAAAGGAAUGGACGAGCACUCGGGUAAAAAGCAGCGAUCACAUCACUCUUCACACCGUAGCAGGGAUAGGCAUAAGCAUAGAAAAAGGCAUUCCUCUUCAAAGGAUAGAGAUUCUCGACGUAGGCAUAAGCACGAUAGUAGUUCAGAUGAUGAACGAGGUCAUAAUUCAGAUUACUCUGAGAGUGAUCAUCAUCAUUCUCGACACAGAUGGAAGCAAGAUAUCUCUUCAGAUAAUGAACAUCGGAGGUCAAGAUUUGGAAAUGAGCAUGGUGGCUCCUCUGAUGAUGAGGAUCAACGCACUCGGCAUCAGCAUAAGCACCAUAGCUCCUCGGAUGACGAGUGCCGUCAGCAAAGGAAGAGGUCUUACUCAAGAAGAGAGGUGGAAUUGGAGGAAGGAGAGAUUUAUGCAAAAUCAGAUCAAUCUAAAGUUAGUGAGGGCAAUGGUGCAAGUAGGGAAGCAUCUCUGGACAUAUCAAAACCAGAUACUGAGAGAAGGGCUCCAUCUCUGCCUUCUGAAACCACCACGGUUUCCGAUGAUUUAAGAGCCAAAAUUCGUGCCAUGCUGAUGGCCACCUUGUAAUUAUCAACUCGACCCUGUUUUUCAGUUUGUACUUUAUAGUUGCCAUGUUUGUUUUCCUGACUGCAACCAUCUAACUUAUUAUUUCUCCCAGUUUUAAUUGAUGAAUUCCUUUUCUAACCAUAAAUUUCUUCACUUUCCGGUUCAUUAAUCAAAUUUCGAAUUUAUGGAUGUCAAUGGAAAGAGGC
Durio zibethinus is the source of this 2368-nucleotide messenger RNA. RefSeq lists its product as uncharacterized. Lineage: Eukaryota; Viridiplantae; Streptophyta; Magnoliopsida; Malvales; Malvaceae. Gene Ontology annotation, biological process: mRNA 5'-splice site recognition; RNA processing. The record is from RefSeq and is a predicted model, not a curated record. Gene Ontology annotation, molecular function: RNA binding.